AUGCCUUCGUCAUAACACGGUUUGGAAGCCUUUCCCGCCAGGAACCGGCUGCCGCAGCUGUCCGCAAGCUGAUCGCAUAUCACUCGCGUCAUUGCCCGGUUGCGCGACUCUCGCGCAGGAAAUGAACUCACUCAACCUGAUCUCCUCCCGAGUUAUCGGACAAAGCCAAUCAGCUUCACGGCCACGAUCGCGGUCGCACGGUGACCUGUGGAAUCAGGAACGGGAAGAAGAGUCCACGAGAGGGAGAUCGUACAGCGACGAGCUUACUGCUGAGAUCAAGAAGGAGACAGACCCAGACACUCCAAGCCCGAGUCAGGCAUCAGCAGCGACAUCUGAAGGUGGAGAUGAUGUGCUCAAGGAUGAGGACGAAAUCGACCCACUGUUAGGAUACGACGAGAAGGAGGACAUUGCACCAGAAACAACAGGGUGGCAUGCUUUCGCGAAGAAGUUAGCAAAUGCCCUCACAGCUGUAUUGGCAGCCAUCGGUGCUCCGGUCGUUUAUCUGGUAAAGUGGCUUAGGGACCCCGAUGCCAAAUAUUCACCCGUUCCACGAUGGUCGCGCCGAGAGAGGAUUCCCAGCAUCGGCUCGGUCAGCGCUGCACUUCUUCCCAAUGGUACUGGGGAUAGCCAGAAAUUGACAAAUCGUGUCCUGCACGAAACCAAGCUCCGGCAUUCUUACUCAAGUGAGUCUAUGAACACUUCAACAUCGGACUCUGAGGCCGAGCUACGUAAAGCCGAGAAAGCGCAAGUCAAACCAAAGCGAGAAAAGAGCGGGCGCGAUGAGGUCGAGACCAGAAGAUCCUCGAUUCGAAUCAAGGAACAGACGGACCCUGCACUGAAACGGCGAAGGCAGAAGAAAGCUGCCAGCCCGCUGGCUGAUGGAAGUCCGAUGACCGUUGACAAUAUCAAAUCACCCACAUCACCGUCUACAUCGUUGAAAAUCACCAGAUACCCACAUGCGCCUCAACCACCACGACCGCUGAUUCCACGAAGGCAGCCCUCAUACGCCAAUCUUGCCCCUCGAUCACCGACACGUGGUCCGACAUCUCUUCAGCAGAAGACGCUAGUACUCGACCUGGACGAAACACUGAUUCAUUCUCUGGCAAAGGGAGGUCGAAUGUCUUCCGGACACAUGGUGGAAGUCAAAUUGAAUGUGCCCGUAGCUGUGAGCUCACCUCAACCUGGUCAGGCCACAUCCAUGCUUGGACCACAACAUCCCAUUCUAUACUAUGUGCACAAGCGACCGCAUUGCGACGAGUUUUUGCGGAAAAUCUCCAAAUGGUACAAGUUGGUCGUCUUCACUGCAUCGGUGCAAGAGUACGCCGAUCCGGUCAUCGACUGGCUGGAACAGGAGCGCAAAUUUUUUGCAGGCAGAUACUAUCGACAGCACUGCACGUUCCGAAAUGGAGCAUACAUCAAGGAUCUGAGCAGUAUCGAGCCUGACUUGAGCAAAGUGAUGAUUUUGGACAACAGCCCCGUGAGCUACAUUUUCCAUGAAGACAAUGCGAUACCGAUUGAAGGAUGGAUCAACGAUCCAACGGAUAACGAUUUGCUUCACCUGAUACCCAUGUUAGAAGCUCUACAGUAUGUGACGGAUGUGAGGGCACUGUUGGCUCUUCGAAGAGGCGAGGCUGAGGUAGCCACGUAGCAUUCAUCGCGGCUUAUAUCACUACAUUCGGGCGUCUGUUAUACCCUUCAUUCCGUUGUAAAGCACAGUCAGACGUUCUCAUCACAACCACAUCUGGAGGCCUUGUAUUGUCACAGGUGAGAGAUGAGUGGAUGGAGAACCCGUGCUGAAAUCGAUCCGCCUCUCCGCAUAGGAGACCUGCUUAGGCGGCAUGAACCAUCCAAUAGUCGCCCGAAGAUGAAGGUGACAUAUAUGAUCCCUUGAUCUUCGUACUCCGUACCAUUCGAUUGUUCCCC
Messenger RNA from Exophiala viscosa, 1923 nucleotides. RefSeq names its product protein phosphatase. The coding region runs from base 122 to 1648 and encodes 508 amino acids. NCBI's taxonomy places the organism in Eukaryota, Fungi, Ascomycota, Eurotiomycetes, Chaetothyriales, Herpotrichiellaceae. The record is from RefSeq and is a predicted model, not a curated record. Gene Ontology annotation, molecular function: phosphoprotein phosphatase activity. The transcript has 2 exons.